CCCUGGCUGUCCCGUGUCACUCACCGGCCGGCUCGCCACCCACCAGACAAGCGAGCGGCGAAGCAGAUCAAGAGCGCUGCCGAGAAGUUGGAGUGAUGGCGUUCGCGUCCGGCGCCGGCGCCGGCGGCCCGCAGGUGCUGACGGCGCGGUUCGUCCGGCAGGUGGUGCUCGGGCGGUGGUUCAUGGUGUUCGCGUGCCUGCUCAUCCUGUCGGCGUCGGGGGCGACGUACAUCUUCAGCAUCUACUCCAAGGUGCUCAAGUCGUCGCUGGGGUACGACCAGCGCACGCUCAACACGCUCUCCUUCUUCAAGGACCUGGGCGCCAACGUGGGCGUCCUCUCGGGGCUCAUCAACGAGGUGACGCCGCCGUGGGUGGUGCUCGCCAUGGGUGCCGCCAUGAACCUCGCGGGGUACCUGAUGAUCUACCUCGCCAUCGACGGGCGCACGGCGCGGCCGCCCGUGUGGCUCAUGUGCAUCUACAUCUGCGUGGGGGCCAACUCGCAGUCCUUCGCCAACACGGGGGCGCUCGUCACCUGCGUCAAGAACUUCCCGGAGAGCCGCGGCAUGGUGCUGGGCCUGCUCAAGGGCUUCGUCGGCCUCAGCGGCGCCAUCUUCACGCAGCUCUACCUCGCCAUCUACGGCGACGACGCCAAGUCGCUGGUGCUGCUCAUCGCCUGGCUCCCCGCCGCCAUCUCCAUCCUCUUCGUCCACACCGUCCGCAUCAUGCCGUACCCCCGGCGCGGCAGCGGCGCGGGCUCGCCGGCGGCGGCGACCAGCAACGACGCCUUCUUCUGCUUCCUCUACAUCUCCAUCGCCCUCGCCACCUACCUCCUCGUCAUGAUCGUCGUGCAGAAGCAGGUCAACUUCUCGCACGCCGCCUACGCGGUGUCGGCCGCGGCGCUGCUCCUCGUCCUCUUCCUGCCGCUCGCCGUCGUCGUCAAGCAGGAGUACAAGAUCCAGAAGGAGCUCGAGGAGUCCAUCCGCGAGCCCCCCACGGUGACCGUCGAGAAUCCAGCUGCCUCGCUGCAGAUGGCAUCGGCAGCUGAGCCGCCGGCGGCCAAGAGCCAGCAGAAGCAGAGCACCACCACUGGGGAAAAUGGAACAGAGCCGCCGCCGCCGCCGUCCAGGUCCAGUUGCCUGGGAUCGUGCCUAAGGCACAUGUUCAGCCCGCCGGCGCAGGGGGAGGACUUCACCAUCCUGCAGGCCCUGGUGAGCGUGGACAUGCUGGUGCUGUUCCUGGCCACUAUCUGCGGCGUCGGCGGCACGCUGACGGCGAUCGACAACAUGGGCCAGAUCGGCCAGUCUCUGGGCUACCCGGCCAAGAGCAUCAACACAUUCGUCUCCCUCAUCAGCAUCUGGAACUACGCCGGCCGCGUCACCGCCGGCUUCGCCUCCGAGAUCUUCCUGGCGCGCUACAGGUUCCCGCGCCCGCUGAUGCUCACGCUGGUGCUCCUCCUCUCGUGCGCCGGCCACCUCCUCAUCGCCUUCGGCGUGCCGCACUCGCUGUACGCCGCCUCCGUGGUGAUCGGCUUCUGCUUCGGCGCGCAGUGGCCGCUGCUGUUCGCCAUCAUCUCCGAGGUGUUCGGGCUCAAGUACUACUCCACGCUCUACAACUUCGGGUCCGUGGCGAGCCCCAUCGGCGCCUACGUCCUCAACGUCCGCGUCGCCGGCGCCCUCUACGACGCCGAGGCCGCCAAGCAGCACGGCGGGUCGCUGGACGCCGGCGGCGACAAGACCUGCAUCGGCGUGCAGUGCUUCCGCAAGGCGUUCCUCAUCAUCACGGCCGCCACAGUGGCCGCCGUGCUCGUGUCGCUGGUGCUGGUGUGGCGGACCAGGAACUUUUACAAGGGCGACAUCUACGCCAAGUUCAGGGACAACGCCGCCGCCGACGAUGACGACGACGCGGAGGAGGAGGGUCCGAAGUGGCCGAAGAAGGAGGCGGAGGGGGAGUCGACAUCGGUCAACGGGAGGAAGGGGUAGCGGCGUCCAUGCCGGCCGGCGACUGCGUUGACUCGGUCCAAGCACGCGCACACAGUCUCACAGCGAGCUAUCGCUCGGUUUUGACUUGGUAUACGACGGGUUGUCUUGUCUCCCAAAUCCCAUUCCAUGCUGCUGUUCUCAAGCUCAAAGGGAGCUCAACCGAACGGCAAUGGAGGGAGGGCGCAGUCAGAGCGCGGCUAUCACUGCAUAUGGCAGGUGAUUAGGCGCGCGAUUAGUGUGUAAUUUUAGCAGACGACUAGUGAUGAUGACAGUAUAGAACAAAUGCUUUCUUUUUAGUGCUGUUUGGAUGCAUACGUGUUACAGCCACUCUUGAAGGAUCUUGUACCAAUUCGAGAGAAAAGUGCCCAGCUUUGCUUUCAGCCCAAAUAAGAUUCAAUUUAGGAACA
This is a messenger RNA of Panicum virgatum (switchgrass), 2386 nucleotides long. RefSeq lists its product as uncharacterized. The transcript has a single exon. The record is from RefSeq and is a predicted model, not a curated record. Gene Ontology annotation, cellular component: membrane. Lineage: Eukaryota; Viridiplantae; Streptophyta; Magnoliopsida; Poales; Poaceae. Bases 96 to 1979 code for a protein of 627 amino acids.